Paraglomus occultum is the source of this 1497-nucleotide messenger RNA. The record is from the annotation of a GenBank genome assembly. Lineage: Eukaryota; Fungi; Glomeromycota; Glomeromycetes; Paraglomerales; Paraglomeraceae.
AUGUCUAGCGAAAAUUAUGCACAAAUCAGAAAAGGCGGUUCUUUGUUGUUAGCAUGGAGAAUUGAAAACAAACGCGUUCUUAUAGUCGGAGGGGGUAACGUUGCUGCAGGACGUAUUGUUAAGGCUCUCGAGGCUGAUGCGCAUGUUACAGUAGUCUGUCCGGAUGAUGGCCUUAACAACGAAGUCAGAUAUCGCAUCAACCAAAACCAAGUUCACAAUUGGAUAAACAGAAAUUUCGAGGAAUGUGACCUGGAGAAUGUUGACAUGGUGCUGACUGCUAUCGACGAUCAUGUGAGGUCGCGAGAGAUAUAUUACAUGUGUAAGGCAAGAAAGAUGCCCGUUAACGUGGCAGACAUACCAUCCCUGUGUGACUUUUACUUUAUGGCAGAGCAUCGAGAAGGUCCACUACAGAUUGGUAUCUCAUCAAAUGGACAAGCGCCGAAAUUGGCUACCAUGAUUCGCCAACAUGUAGCGGACGCAUUGCCAAAAAAUAUAGGAAUGGCCAUAUCUAAGGUUGGCAACUUGCGUCAAAAAUUGCGAGAUAUUGACUCAGAUUACGAGUCAUCAAAGAAAAGAAUGGGAUGGAUGAUCCGUGUCUGUAAAGAAUGGUCUCUUGAUGAGUUGGCAAACUUGGAUGAUAAGAUGACGGAUUUAUUGCUAUCGUUUUAUGGCAAAGAUGAAGUGCCCAGUUUUAAUUCAAUUGCAAAAGUCAGCAAGUCAAAAGAAGAUAUCGAAGAAGACAAAGAGAAACGAGCGAGAUCACGCAUUAUUUUGGUAGGCGCAGGACCUGGUGACCCUUCACUCCUCACUAUCAAGGCGAUGACGUUACUCUCCCAAGCUGAUCUUGUCUUAUCUGAUCGCCUGGUUCCCGCAGCUAUAUUAGAACAUGCAAAGGGUGAGGUUCGUUUCGCAAAUGCUAAGUCGGGAAGCGAAAAAACACGCUCGUCAGACGUAUCGCAGGAUGAACUCCUCAACUGGGCUCUGGAAGCAUUAGAAGCAGGCAAAUUAGUAAUCAGGCUUAAAGUGGGGGAUCCGUUUCUAUUCGGACGUGGUGGAGAAGAAGUGUUAUUCUUUAAGAAGCGUGGAUGGGAUGUCGAGGUUGUCCCCGGUAUAAGCAGUUCACUAUCAGCUCCAUUGGCCGCUCACAUACCAGUGACUCACCGAGGGAUAUCGGAUCAAGUUCUUAUUACGACCGGACAGGGUACAAAAGGAAGAAUGCCGGAAAUUCCAGAGUAUAAUCCUAUGCGUACAACCGUUGUUCUGAUGGCGGUUGGGAGGGCAAAAAAUCUGAGUGAGCUAUUGUUGAAUAGAGCCUAUCCAAGCGAUCUACCAGCAAUGUUUGUGGAAAAUGGACAUCGUCCAAACGAGAAAAUUAUACGCACAACGGUUGGGGACUUGGGUGAGAUAGUUGAGCGUGAAAACAUUGUCUCGCCAGCUACACUAGUCAUCGGUAGAGCAGUAGACGCUUUGUUGGUUGACGAGGAACGACAAGGGUAA